Messenger RNA from Hypanus sabinus (Atlantic stingray), 936 nucleotides. RefSeq lists its product as uncharacterized. Gene Ontology annotation, molecular function: dioxygenase activity. The transcript is spliced from 7 exons. The record is from RefSeq and is a predicted model, not a curated record. NCBI's taxonomy places the organism in Eukaryota, Metazoa, Chordata, Chondrichthyes, Myliobatiformes, Dasyatidae. The coding region runs from base 1 to 936 and encodes 311 amino acids.
AUGAGCAUUUCAAUCAUUGACUUUGGCUCAUUUGCCUUGAGUAAAGCUCAACCCUCAGACAAUGAAAUGAAACGAUUAUCCACAGAGUUCAUGAGGGAAUUAAAUGAAAAUGGAUUUGUUUACCUCAAAAACACUGGGAUAAAAGAAGAGCAAGUGUUUAGAACAAUGGACAUCUGCACAAAGUUCUUUCUACUUCCUAAGGAGAUUAAGCAAAAAUAUGCCCAUUCAAAAGACACUGAAGUGCCACAUCAUGGCUGGUAUGAUUUUGAGACUGAGAGUUUAAAUUCAGAAAAUCUCAAUGACCUGAAAGAAGCCUUUAAUUUAUCAGCUUUGACUUCAGAUGAUAGAUGGCCUAUCAAAGAGGUCCCUGAGUUUUCAGAUUGUUUGGGGUCAUUCUUCAGAACCUGUGAGGAACUAUCCAUCCGAAUUUUGAAAGUUCUGACACUGAGCCUGGAUGUGGAGGCUGAUUUCUUUGUCAGCAGGCACCAAGAGAUGGGCAAUAAAGCAAAUCCAACAACCUUGAGAACUUUAUACUACCCACCAAUACAGAAAUACUGUCUGAAGGAAAAACAGACAAGGUGUGGAGAACAUUCUGAUUAUGGAACAUUCACUCUACUUUUCCAAGAUAAAAAUGGAGGAUUGGAGGUAAUUUCCAGAUCUGGCCAAUACAUCACUGCUCCCUACAUUCCAAAUACAGUUCUGUUCAAUGUAGCCAACAUGCUGCAGAGGUGGACAUCUGACAGGUGGAUUUCCACAAAACAUCGAGUACCAAUUCCACAGACUGAAGACGCAAUGAACAGGACCAGACAGUCCCUGGCUUUCUUUGUUCUUCCAGCUAAUGAUACAACAGUUGCAUGUUGUGAUGGCCUGGACAAGUAUCCACCCAUCAUUUCUGCCCAGUACCUGAAGGAUAGACACAGUGAUAUGUUUUACUAG